Anarrhichthys ocellatus (wolf-eel) is the source of this 1900-nucleotide messenger RNA. It is a transcript of the gene tmub2, whose product is annotated as transmembrane and ubiquitin-like domain containing 2. Gene Ontology annotation, biological process: ERAD pathway. The transcript has 3 exons. Lineage: Eukaryota; Metazoa; Chordata; Actinopteri; Perciformes; Anarhichadidae. Bases 98 to 1102 code for a protein of 334 amino acids. The record is from RefSeq and is a predicted model, not a curated record. Gene Ontology annotation, molecular function: protein binding.
UUAUUAUGUGGCUUUUCAGGAGCAGCUGCUAACUAGCAUCGAGCCUCGUCUUCAAACAUGCUCUGAUUUACUCAGCUGGCAGGUUUGGAGGACAGAGAUGGCAGUGUGUGCACUGACCAUGCUGGAUGGGAUGGAGGCGGAGGUAACGGCAGCGGGUGGUGUGUUGCUCCUGGUCCUGGCUCUGGUCUUCGCUUGGCUCUCGACGCACGUGGCCGACCGGGGAGACCACAUCCUGGGCACCAUCCUCACCGUGGGCGCUCACGCCUCUCUGAUCGGACUGGGAGGCCACGAGGGCUACAGCGGAGGGCCUCCCAACGCCGACAACCCGGAACAGCAGACCCCCCCGCCUUCUCAGGAGAACAAGCCGGACGACAGCGAGCCGGGGUCUGAGAGGGGAGAGGGGGAGGGGACUGGGGAGGCAGCUGAGGGUGUUAGGACUGACCUCCUGCUGGACAUACAGAGCAAACAACCACAGGCUGGAAGACUGCACACUUCAGAUGACGAGGAAGACGAGGAUGAUGAGGAGGAUGAUGAGGAGGAACUGGAGGAGGAAGAUAAAAAGAUUCUGAAGCAUAUCCCUGUGUUCUCCAGCAUCAUCUCCCCCACCAUCAACACUGCCACUUCCAUCUCUGUCCGUCUGAAGUAUUUAAAUGACACGGAGGAGGUAGCGGUUGUAGAAGCACAGGACACAGUGGGAGUACUGAAAAGUAAAUACUUCUCAGGUCGGGAGCAUCAAAUAAAACUCAUCUACCAGGGCCAGUUGCUGCAGGAUCCCAAGAAGACUCUCCUCUCCCUCAACAUCUCACACAACAGCGUGAUCCACUGCCACAUCUCCCAGGCCCUACACGAGACAACACCGGAGGAAGGGCCUCAGUCUGGGGCCGGCGCGGGAGUCGGGUCCGGGGUCUCCGGAGGAUUCCGGGCCGCGGGCGUAGCCAUCAGCACCAGCAGCCUGGUGGUGCCCGUGUUUGUGGUGAUACUGGCCGUGGUGUGGUACUUCCGCAUCAACUACAGGCAGUUCUUCACGGCCCCCGCGACCAUCUCCCUCGUGGGAGUCACUGUGUUCUUCAGCUUUUUGAUAUUUGGGAUGCACAGCCGCUGAAGAGGCAGAGAGAGAGGGCACACACACACACACUUACAGCUGAAUGUUGUGAGGUAAAAUAAAAAACUGAAGCCGCGGGCGCCGCCUGGAGAGAGACGGACUAAUCAGAACGGGGAUCGGUGCAAACGCCACAGCCGAUUGGCUGUGAGAGAGAGGCUAGGUGGGCCCGUCUGUGCAUGUACCAAGAUAAAACAACAAGAUAAGUGCUUGUACAGUUUAUGUUGAGUUAAUAAUAAUCCGCAGUGAGUAAAGUUCAGCUGAAAUUGAACGAUACUUUAGCUCCUCUCCAAACUUAGUGGUUCACACCAUGUUCAAACACUCGGCUUCAUCUCAUCCGCUGUUAUCGUUGAAAGAGAUUCAUCAUGUUACUCCUCCGUCUUUGUUUUUUUUUAAGGCCACUGUGUUUGUGUUAAAAAAAGAAGUAUAAUUAACUUUAUAGAUGCCAGAAUCUGAAAUAUUUUGGAACCACUCACUUGUGUUGUGUUUUAAGUACCAUUAUUUUGUGUUAUAUGAAUGAGUCAAGCUCCGUGUAAGCAAAUGUGGACUGUACAGCUGCCAAUAGUUUUGUUGCUCAAAAACUGUUGCUUUGUAGAAAUAGGCCAAUUUAAAUAAUCACUAGACAAUUUGAGAAUAUAUUGUAAAUACAUUGUGUAUUUUCUGUAAAUAAAAUGAUAGAAUGAAUCAGAUGAACCUGCAUCUGGCACUUAAAGGAUUUGGAGGGGGACGUUCAAACCCUCCUGAUUAUGCUGGACUGCUCUGGCUUCAGUGAUGUCUCCAAUUAAAGCGUUUCAAACCAAA